AAAAACAACGAAAGAGCUAGAUUAAUCGAAUGAGAUUACUAAAUCUUUAAAUGUUAUCAUUUUAAUAUUUAAAAAAAAAGAUAACAGCUGAAUUCCAGUACUUUAAUCUCAAAUUUGGAUUAAAAUAUUUUGAUUUCCGGUGUUGGAUUAUCAUUGAUGGUUAUUCCUAGUGGCGUCAUGAAUUGGAUUAUCGAGUACACGUUCCUGUUGUUGCUGUUACCUGGGCUUACCUGCACGGAUGGCUUAAAGUCGGAGACCCCGGAGAAAUUAACGAAAUCCACUGUUAUGGGCAAAACAAUGAUUCAAGCUAAAUCCAGCAGAAACGACCUCAAGAUCACUCCGCCUAACUACGACACAGAAGAACCAGUGCGAAUCCAGGUUCUGUUAUACGUGUCCAGUAUUGAUGACGUGAACGAGGCUAACAUGGACUUUACAGUCGGCAUUCUGCUCCACCUCAGGUGGGUAGAUAGCCGGUUCAACUCCAAUUACGCCGAUAAUUAUUUCAAGACGCAUAACUCCUCCAUCGACUUCGACUCUGAGAACAUCAAACAGGUCUGGGUGCCGGAUAUUUUCUUCCCCAACGAGAAGCGGGGGUCGUUCCACAACAUUAUGUCCCAGAACCAGAUCAUGUCCCUGAACCCUAACAGUACUCUACUGUAUAUCUCCAGACUGACCAUGACCCUAAGCUGUCCUAUGGAUCUCAAGAACUACCCAUUUGAUAAGCAGAUAUGCACCGUAUUGAUCAUGAGCUUCGGUUACACUUACAGAGAUGUGGAGUUUGAGUGGAUGAACGGGACUGAGGCCGUGGAGAUUCAAACGGAAUCGCAUUUCAAGCCAAUCAUCGUCAACAGUGAUGUGAUGUUGCCGCAGUUUGAAAUCAAGGACGUUCGCGCUAACUUCUGCAACCGCCGCUACCACCAGAGGGAAGGUAACCAUAGCUGUCUGCAAGCCGAGUUUCACCUGGCCAGGAACAUCGGCUUCUACAUGGUCCAGAUGUACAUCCCCAGCGUGCUCAUCGUCAUGCUCUCCUGGAUCUCCUUCUGGCUCAACGUCAACUCGGUGCCUGGUCGGGUCUCGCUGGGUCUGCUCACGGUGCUCACCAUGACCACACAGAGCUCUAACGUCAACGCAGCUUUACCGAAGGUCUCCUACACCAAGGCCAUUGACGUCUGGAUGUCCACCUGUCUCGUGUUCGUCUUCGCCGCCCUCCUCGAGUUCGCCGUCGUCAACGUCUUGAGCCGGAAAGACACAAUUCUUGGGUUCUCUUUACGGGGACUAUUCUCAAUACCUAAAGACACAGAAGCAGAGGAGGGGGCUUUAACGGCGCCGGAGGCGUCGCCUACUUUGGAUAACUUCAAGAAAGAUACUUCAGGUAAAAAAUUGUUUGCCAAGCGAGGCAUUGUGUAUGCGGAGUAUGUCGACGUCAUCGCCCGCUUCCUGUUUCCGGUAUGUUUUUCCGUGUUCAUCAUGAGCUACUGGCUACAUUACGUCAACGCCGAUUGACAUGAUACAACGAUUUAUCCUUUCCUGGCAGUCUCUUCCACAAGCUGGUUCAUCAUCUCGAUACUAAGUUUCACUCAUUUUCUAAGCGGAAAUCAAAUUCUAUCAGAAUAUAGGCCCUAUGUGAAUGUAUGCGGAAAUAAUAUUCUGUUAGCAUAUAGGCCCUAUGUGAAUGUAUGCGGAAAUAAUAUUAUGUCAGUAUGUAGGCCCUAUGUGAAUCUAUGCGGAAAUCAAAUUCUGUCAGUAUAUAGGUCAUAUGUGAAUAU
Molecule: messenger RNA, 1766 nt
Organism: Physella acuta
Lineage: Eukaryota; Metazoa; Mollusca; Gastropoda; Physidae
Product: glycine receptor subunit alpha-2
Biological process (GO): monoatomic ion transmembrane transport
Cellular component (GO): membrane
Molecular function (GO): extracellular ligand-gated monoatomic ion channel activity; transmembrane signaling receptor activity
Source: RefSeq, a predicted model, not a curated record